AGAAUUUUACAAGACUAGGCAAGAACAAUGGGAACGUGCACAUCUCUGGAAAGCCACAGCAGCGGUGAGGUGAGAAUCAAACACUCUCUGAAUAAGAAUGAAGAGGCGUUUGUAGUCAAAAGAAGAAAAACUGUUCUAAAAAGCCUGCAGAAACUCAAGAUACACUGCAGUAAGGAUGCGGUGCCAAACAUUGCAUUACUGGGUUCUGGAGGAGGACAAAGAGCCAUGGUGGGUUUGCUGGGAUCCCUGGUUCAGCUUGAUAAAGCGGGUCUUCUGGACUGCAUCCUUUAUCUGAGCGGAGUCUCUGGAUCCACCUGGUACGAACCCUGAGAAACA
Molecule: messenger RNA, 336 nt
Organism: Sinocyclocheilus rhinocerous
Lineage: Eukaryota; Metazoa; Chordata; Actinopteri; Cypriniformes; Cyprinidae
Product: cytosolic phospholipase A2 gamma-like
Exons: 4
Coding region: 28-330 (100 amino acids)
Biological process (GO): glycerophospholipid catabolic process
Cellular component (GO): nucleoplasm; nuclear envelope; cytosol
Molecular function (GO): calcium ion binding; calcium-dependent phospholipid binding
Source: RefSeq, a predicted model, not a curated record